AAGAAAGAGAAUAAAUAAUCUGUGCUGCCCUCAGCAGAAGGAAAUCCAGGUGAUGGAAUAGGGUUCAAAUACUCUGCUUGUCCACAAGCCUGAAUAACAAAGUUGGGGCAGGGGACAUAAGAGCAAGAGAAAGUUAAAGUGAUUUGACUCGGUUAUUCCCAUAUGACUCUCUUGGCUGAGAAAGAACCUCGCCUGUUUUCAAAAAGUGUUUAAUUUUAAAAGUUGCUGUUUCAUAUCACUUUUGGAGCUAGUCUGUUACUGUCUCUAAAGAAAGUCGUACAAGAAACUAUCAAGAAAUGAGGUCCAGAAGUGAUUGUGAAAUCAUUAACAGGAAUUGAGGAAUAUUGCGAAACUCUUUGGACUUUGACAUUUACAAGGAUGCCCUCACUAAAGUAGCUUCCUGAUAGAGCCCUUAAAUUCAGAAUCACACUUGAUGCCUGAUCGUGCAGCGGACUUAAGCCCCACUCCGCACGACUGGAACUUGUUCUGGGACACCAUUGGGAAGAGCAAACAUGCUGCUGCUGAUCAGUGUCACCCUCACCGUGGGGGUGUCCUUGGGGGCUCCUGCACAAGUUCAAUCCUGUGAUUUUCCUGAAAUAAAAUAUGGAAGCCUAUAUAACGAAAAAAUAUAUAAACCAGAUUUCCCAGUAGCUGUAGGAAACUGGUAUUACUAUUCCUGUAAUGACAGCUUUGUGACUCAUUCAGAAUCAUACUGGCAUUAUGUUACUUGCACAGGAGAAGGAUGGUCGCCACCAGUGCCCUGCCGCAGAAAAUGUAUUUUCAAAUCUGUGGAAAAUGGUUUUUCUCCAUAUCGCGAAAGAAUAUAUUAUCAGGGUGAUUCUGCAAAAGUUGAGUGCCAUCCCGGCUACAGCCUUCCCAAUCAGCAGAUCUCAAUGACAUGUACGGAGAAUGACUGGUUCCCUCCUCCCACAUGCAUCCCUGUCAAGGAGGCAUGUUGUCACCCACCCAGGUUUGAUAAUGCCAUACUCAUGAGUUGGAAGAAGAGAUCAUAUAGAUGUUUCCUGUGUGAAUCCUCCCAUAGUGGAAAAUGCUCGUCUAGUAGACGAGAUGCCUAAGUAUCUAUCUGGUGUCAGAGUACGUUAUGAGUGCAUCAGGCCUUUGGCCCUAGUUGGGAAUGGAGAAGUGAUGUGUUUAAAUGGAAACUGGACGGAACCACCUGAGUGCAAAGAUGAAGCAUCUUACUUCUCUUCCCUAACUUUAGAGA
This is a messenger RNA of Rhinolophus ferrumequinum (greater horseshoe bat), 1225 nucleotides long. Its product is annotated as complement factor H-related protein 3-like. The record is from RefSeq and is a predicted model, not a curated record. NCBI's taxonomy places the organism in Eukaryota, Metazoa, Chordata, Mammalia, Chiroptera, Rhinolophidae. The coding region runs from base 513 to 1076 and encodes 187 amino acids. The transcript has 5 exons.